Amborella trichopoda is the source of this 2070-nucleotide messenger RNA. RefSeq names its product chalcone synthase 1. Gene Ontology annotation, biological process: polyketide biosynthetic process. The record is from RefSeq and is a predicted model, not a curated record. Gene Ontology annotation, molecular function: acyltransferase activity, transferring groups other than amino-acyl groups. NCBI's taxonomy places the organism in Eukaryota, Viridiplantae, Streptophyta, Magnoliopsida, Amborellales, Amborellaceae.
AUUUUUUGAAAGAGUCAAUUUUUUGUAAGUGUUAGUGAUAAUUGAGGCUAUGACCAUUAACUUAAUUGAGGCUUAAGUGGUACUCCCACGGCUACCAAGCCGUAUAUUCAUUUGCAUAUAUUGUUACAUAUAAUUCCUUCGAAUUAGGAGCCAAUUCUUAAAGAAAGUGUAUAUUAUCUACAAGGUUAUUAUAGAAAGGAUAGGUAUAGUAUCUUGUUUGUUUAUGAUAUUGUAGGGUGCAGUAUGCAUAGAGCCGAGGCUCUAAACGAUCAAAGUAGAGCCUACCUUUAAAUAUUGUCGAGAAUUGUAUUUUCAAGAUUGAAAAUAUUUGUGAUAGCUUUAAAAUAUAUUUUUAUGUCUAAAUAUAAAAUUUAAAGUUUCAAAAAUAGUGUAGAUCUACUGUAGAUCAUGUAGAUAUGUAAAAAUCUUGAAAAUUGACGGUCCAAAAUUGCAUUACAAAAUGUACUAUUUCUAAAACUUGAAAUCUAUUUUUUUGUAAUGUUCAUGCAUCUUGAUGUCGAGAUGAUAUUUAGAAGUCAAAAUGACCUCUUCUAAUGAAAGUUUUGGAGUAGGCUUUAAUUCAAUUAUUUCGACUCUAUAUAAACUUUACCCUUUUUAAAAAGGUACCAUAUCCAUGCUAUUUGGCCUUUUUAAGGCUCAUGAAUUGGGAGUACAGUGAGACAACAAGGCAUAAAUGAUAACGAGGUUGGUACCAUCAACGAAUGAGACAACAUUUGAAAAGAUGAAUCAACGGUUGAGAUUGAGGCGAGAAAUCCAUGAUCAAGAAGCGCUACAUGUACCUGACUGAGGAGAUCCUGAAGGAGAACCCCACUGUCUGCGAGUACAUGGCUCCGUCGCUCGACGCACGGCAGGACAUGGUUGUGGUGGAGGUUCCGAAACUCGCAAAGGAGGCGGCGACCCGCGCCAUAAAGGAGUGGGGGCAGCCGAAGUCGAAAAUCACCCACCUGGUCUUCUGCACCACCAGUGGCGUUGACAUGCCUGGCGCCGACUACCAGCUCACCAAGCUCCUUGGCCUCCGCCCCUCUGUAAAGCGUGUCAUGAUGUACCAAAUGGGAUGCUAUGCUGGUGGCACUGUACUUCGUGUCGCCAAGGACCUCGCCGAGAACAACCGUGGGGCGCGAGUCCUCGCCGUUUGCUCUGAGAUCACUGCUGUCACGUUCCGAGGCCCAUCAGACACCCACCUCGACAGUCUUGUGGGACAGGCGCUGUUUGGUGAUGGGGCCGGCGCUCUCAUUGUCGGUUCCGAUCCUUUGCCUGUCGAGCGCCCCAUUUUCGAGCUCAUAUGGACGGGGCAAACAAUUUUGCCAGACAGUAAUGGCGCAAUCGAUGGGCACUUGAGGGAGGUAGGAUUGACAUUCCACCUUCUGAAGGACGUCCCCGGGAUCAUCUCGAAGAACAUAGACAAGGCCCUGGUCGAGGCAUUUGAGCCUCUGGGGAUCAGUGACUGGAACUCCCUGUUCUGGAUUGCGCACCCCGGGGGCCCUGCGAUCCUGGACCAGGUAGAGGCAAAGCUUGGGCUCAAGGAGGAGAAGCUGAGGGCCACCCGCCAUGUGCUGUCCGAAUUCGGAAACAUGUCAAGCGCCUGUGUGCUCUUCAUCCUCGACGAGAUGCGCCGCAAGUCAGCCCAGGACGGGUGCAAGACAACUGGGGAGGGCCUUGAGUGGGGUGUUCUCUUCGGCUUUGGCCCAGGGCUCACUGUUGAGACUGUUGCCCUCCGCGGCAUCGCCACUGCAUAAGCGCCACCGCAGAUCCCAAUUCACCACCACCACCACCACCAUCAUCAUCAUCAUGAACAUUAUCUGUCUCUCUUAGGAUCUUCUUAUACGCUUGCCGUUUGAAGCAGUGAAAGUUGUGCUAUUUCAGGGCUGGUGCAUUGUCAAGGUUUCUCUCGGGGUGGGAGCUCUCUAUGGGCCCAGAAUCUCUCUUUUGUUAUGAAUUUGUAUUUGAGGUUGUCUAAAUAAGAAUGUUAUUCUUGAACAAUGAGUGCUCUUUAGCAUUCAUAUAUUCAAAUGUCACUACUUUUAGGUGGUCGAGACUUUUUUCGUGGAA